AUGAGUUUAGCACGCGUCAAAGCCCUCAAGGGCGAGAAGACCGUCUCCCGAAAGGCGCGGAAAUCCGGCCGCGCCUCUGGCACAGCUUCUCCCGGAGGCUCUGACAUUCUCCAGAAGGUCUUCCAGCACGAUGACACCUCCUACCGCUCCGGGUCCGAGGCCACACCCCCAGAGACCCCUCCCGUGACCUACGACAGCGACUCGGACGGUGGAUCUCAGCUGCUUGCGCUCGAUGAACUCGACCUGACUCCCUUUGACCCGAAGAAGCUUGUUUCGGAGCUGCAGGAUCGCAAGAACAACCAGACCGACACGAGAGAGCUUCUUCUACAUCACUACGUCAAGACCCUGCGGAAUCAAUACUCUGCCGAAUUUGAUAAUUUUGAUGGUCAGGUCGACGAGCUGUUUGGGGUGUUUCUAAGAGGGGCAAAUCGCGGGGCGACACCCAAGGAGAGAUCCCUGAGUCUUCAGUCCUAUUUGUUAACAGCGACAAUCGCCGACGUGGACCGGGUCGACUCCACACGGAACAUCCUGAAGCAGAUCCUGUCCGACGACGACGACGAGCAAUGCCAAAUUCACGCUCUAUACGCUCUUUGCCUGACAGUGGUGUUCUACGCCGCUAGCAAGGACGAAGUAUUCGACUUCUUGGAUUUCCUUGUGGAGAUUGUCCAGAGCAACGGAGAUUCGAUCAACGCCCUGGACAAGGAUGGUGUCAUGGUCGCCACCUUCGAGUGCUGGGCCUUUGCGGCGACGCAUGUAGACAUCUGGCAGCAUGCCGACUAUGCCAUGGACACAUUUGUCGAGAAGCUCGACAGCACAGACGUCGAAACACAGACGAUUGCAAGCGAGUGCAUUGCCUUCAUAUUCGAGGCAUCGCGCGCCCACGAACAAGAGGAAGGCGAACCGUUCCAGCUACCCUAUGAUCCCCAGCGGAUAGCCGGCCGGAUCAACGGCCUGACGAAGGUCUCGGUCAAGUCAAGAUCGCGCAAAGACCGCCGGGAUCUUCGCGAGAGUCUACGCAGUGUAGGCACUUCGCUAGACAGAGGGGUAGGGCCGUACUACUCCACUGCCACCAAUGUCGAGGAUGGCAAGGAGCUGGGCUACCGAUUCAAGCUGCGCAAGCGUGAUGCCAUCGGCCACCAGUACCAUGCUCCCGUCGAGUCAUGGCAUUUUUAUCAUCGCAUCCACUUCCUACGCAACGUCUUCAAGGGCGGCCUUGAGCGUCAUAUGGAGAAUGACAACCCUAUAGUGAUCGACUGUUUGGAUGGGCUGGACUGGUCCGCCGUGCCAAGGAGUAGCUAA
Clonostachys rhizophaga is the source of this 1299-nucleotide messenger RNA. The record is from the annotation of a GenBank genome assembly. Lineage: Eukaryota; Fungi; Ascomycota; Sordariomycetes; Hypocreales; Bionectriaceae.